Molecule: messenger RNA, 1748 nt
Organism: Etheostoma cragini (Arkansas darter)
Lineage: Eukaryota; Metazoa; Chordata; Actinopteri; Perciformes; Percidae
Product: activin receptor type-2A-like
Exons: 4
Coding region: 939-1748 (269 amino acids)
Biological process (GO): protein phosphorylation; cellular response to growth factor stimulus; activin receptor signaling pathway
Cellular component (GO): plasma membrane; activin receptor complex
Molecular function (GO): activin binding; activin receptor activity; ATP binding
Source: RefSeq, a predicted model, not a curated record
CUGGAAAGAGGCGGGCUUUCUCUGGCAUUCCUGACGUUGUGCGUCAUGACCCCGCACGGGAUUGGUGGAAAAAUACGUGCUGAGUUUCUUCUUCUUCCCUAUUGGGUAUUGCGGGUGUCAAUCACAUUCCCUUCCACUCUGUUAUGGAUUACUAUGGAAGGUGGAUGUGGAUAAUAAUCCGAGUGGGCCGCCAUUUUGCCUGUGGUAGUGCUAGCAGGGCCGGAGUGGAAGUUAGGAAGGAGCCCGGAACGUAACCCUGGCAAGAAGGAACAAACCGCGGGUGUUCAUUGGGAUAACUCACUGGGGAAGAUCGGCGCGGUCGUGUGUGGUUUCCCAGUUUGGAAACCCGCUCCCAUCAAACCAGCCUGACUGCUAGCUAGUUAGCCGCCGAGCUAACGGCUAGCUGCGGAGCUAACGGCUAGCCGGGCCAGCUAGCUGUCCGUUGACCGAGCUGUGUUAGUCAGCGGCGGAUUGAAGGUUUCCCCGGCUCUGUACCCGGAUCUCCCGGAGGAUUCUUGUACAUGCUAACAUGCGGAGACUUGACUUUUCAUUUCGGAGACAAAGUGGAGAGUGUCUGUAGAUAAGAGGGGUAUGUGGAGCGGCUUUAAAACUUCAAUCCUGCUGUAGAAAUCAGUGCAGAUCGAUGGAAAAGCAGGCUGUUUAUCGGACUUAAAGUCUCUUUUAUUACCCUGAGAUCGGCCUAUUCAGCCCGGUUUGAUCCCGAGGAACAGCACCAUAACCCGGUAUCUCCCAGCCCGGGUCUGUCCUCACAUAUACGGGUUAAAUGUGUCUUAUUUUAACACUGAACCGUAACAACACUACAUAUUCGGCCCGGGACAUCCGGGACAUGUCUGUGUCCGCCAUCAGAAGCAACGCUACUUGAAUCCUGGUUCUGGUCUCGGUGGGAUUAUAAAUACUAUUCAGGAUCUGGGUCCACGAUGGGAUCAGCCACCAAACUGGCCUUCAGUGUGUUCCUUAUCUCCUGCUCCUCAGGUGCCAUCCUGGGACGCUCAGACACUCAGGAGUGCGUCCACUACAGCUACAGCCCUUCGUCCUCGCUGUCCUCGCUGUCCUCGGCGUCCUCGGAGAGUCGGGGGAACCUGAGCGGCGUGGUCACCUGCUCCGGAGAAAAGGACAAGAGACUUCACUGCUUCGCUACCUGGAGGAACGUCUCAGGAGACGUUAGGGUGGUGAAACAGGGCUGCUGGCUGGACGACCCUGACUGUUACGACAGUUUCAGGGACUUUAAGAGUAAGAACGUGCUGCUGAAGUCUAACCUGACCGCCUGCAUCGCUGACUUCGGCCUCGCGCUGCGGUUCGACGCGGGGACGUCUCCCGGAGACACACACGGACAGGUGGGGACCAGGCGGUACAUGGCCCCUGAGGUCCUGGAGGGGGCCAUCAGCUUCCAGAGAGACUCCUUCCUGAGGAUAGACAUGUACGCUGUGGGGCUGGUGUUGUGGGAGCUGGCGUCCCGCUGCAAGGCUGCCGACGGUGAGACACACCUGGUCCCCCCUGGUGACAGGGGGACACCUGGUCCCCAACGCACCCGGUACCCGACACACCUGGUCCCCCCUUGUGACAGGGGGACACCUGGUCCCCAACGCACCCAGUACCCGACACACCUGGUCCCCCCUGGUGACAGGGGGACACCUGGUUCCCAACACACCCGGUCCCCGACACAUCUGUUCCCCGACAACCUAGUCCCCCCCCAGGUGACGGGGACACAUGUUCCCCGACACACCUAG